CACUCUUUAUUGCAUGCACUACACUAUCACACUCAGCGUGAAUAAUAUAAGCCGAUACUCAGCCUUUACCGGGGGGCACUUUGGACUCCACUGCAAGCAGGCGAGGUAGGUUCAUCACAGUUUACUUUGGGAAGUGUUCAUGUGAAGGGAAGAUCUACCUGUACGUUGGCUCAAUGUCGAGCGAGGAGUGCCGCUCUCCUAUCGGCCUGGACUGCUGCAGCUGUUGCUUAGACCUGGCCAAUGGCUGCGAGUCAGAAUCUGGACACCCCAGCCUGGGCAGCCCGACUUCAAUCAACCACUUCCGACAGCUUCGGGACCAGCUGGCCUUCCAGAACCUCAACACAGACAAGCUGAACAAUAUCAUGAGACAGGACUCGCUGGAGUCGGUGGUUCGAGACCCAUGCUACCUGCUUAAUGAGGGCAUUUGCAACCGCAACAUUGACCAGACUAUGCUGUCAAUCCUGCUCUUCUUCCACAGUGCUUCUGGUGCAAGUGUUGUAGCAAUAGACAACAAGAUCGAGCAAGCCAUGGAUCUUGUAAAAAAUCACCUGAUGUAUGCUGUCAGGGAGGAAGUGGAAAUCUUGAAAGAGCAGAUCAAGGAAUUGGCUGAAAAGAACAACCAGCUGGAGCGGGAAAACAGCUUACUGAAGAAUCUGGCUAGCCCAGAGCAGCUUCAGAAGUUUCAGUCAAAACUUCCGUCGGACUCUCUUCCGAUGGAGCCUCUGGACCUGGAGUCUCCCGAGCAGGGUGGCCAGUACAGCAGCAUGGGCUCGGCUGUGUAAGUGGCUCUGCCAGGGGGCGGGCAGAGCCACGGCUCUCAUUUGAAAUGGACCUCACAAGUUGACAUCAUUGAUGUGCAGCUUCUACCAGACCUGGAUGCACAGACGGGAGGAAAACCCGUCUAAAAUGAAAGCAUCCGACGUUCCAGUGGCCUUCGCAUCUUCUGUAAUACCCGACAAUCUCUUUGGACUGACAUGGAGAAAGAGUGAUGUAGUUGCCUAAGGUUACUGUACAACGGGGCCACUGGCCGCCUGGAAACUGGUCCGGGCUGGUUUUUUAUUCUUGCUUCCCUUUCAGUGAGGAUGAAAGGGGGCAGACAGAGCUGGCCCUGAAAAAGCUCCUGGAUUUUCAAUGCUACAAGCCAGGAUCGCAUGUUAAGUCAAGCCAAGACUCAGUCUCACGUUAAUAAUUUGUCUACAAGAGUUCUUGUAGUUGAGGACUGUGAGCUGGACCUCUUUCUACCACAGUGAUUUUUUUUUUAAUCAUGCCAUCUAAGAAUCGCUUGUAUUCUCUGCAGUUGGGGCUUGCUGCUUAUAUGGGAUGUGUAGCUUUGUUUUUGAGUAAAAUCAACAUGUUUGUAAACUGAUGAUUCUUGUUGGGGCUAAAAAUGUCAAUACAUUUGCUUAGUUCUUAACUUAGCACAUGAUGAGCAAAGCGAUGGAAUAAUGGAGUGCCAUACAGUGCCUGCUAUGAUUGCAUGUGCACUCCUGAUUUUAUAAUCUGCUGAAUUCACACGUCAACUUGCCAUUGGAUGGACCCGAGUGUGUUUGUGCAUAUUGUCCAAAAUGGGCAACAUGCCUCUGACUAACUGUUCUAACUACCAAAGACUCACUUCAUAUUCACACGAUCUUAAGCGAAGUUUUGUGUCUUCGCCAGUUUUUUUAAAGCAUAGGUUGUGUUGCUUUACUGUGUCCAUUGAAAGGUGUUCUCAGCCAUGUAUGGAUGCACAAUGCACAUUGCAAUAAACCUUAUGUUUACACUAAA
Messenger RNA from Trichomycterus rosablanca, 1764 nucleotides. It is a transcript of the gene tsc22d3, whose product is annotated as TSC22 domain family, member 3. NCBI's taxonomy places the organism in Eukaryota, Metazoa, Chordata, Actinopteri, Siluriformes, Trichomycteridae. The record is from RefSeq and is a predicted model, not a curated record. Gene Ontology annotation, biological process: regulation of transcription by RNA polymerase II. The transcript has 3 exons. Bases 174 to 782 code for a protein of 202 amino acids.